This is a messenger RNA of Emys orbicularis (European pond turtle), 1542 nucleotides long. RefSeq names its product zinc finger protein 501-like. Gene Ontology annotation, biological process: regulation of DNA-templated transcription. The transcript is spliced from 4 exons. The record is from RefSeq and is a predicted model, not a curated record. Bases 1 to 1542 code for a protein of 513 amino acids. NCBI's taxonomy places the organism in Eukaryota, Metazoa, Chordata, Testudines, Emydidae.
AUGGAGCUGGCUCAGGGGCCAGUGACUUUUGAGGAGGUGGCUGUGUAUUUCACCAGGGAAGAGGGGGCUCUGCUGGACCCCACUCAGAGAGCCCUCUACAGGGAUGUCAUGCAGGAGAACUAUGAGACGGUGGUCUUGCUGGGUGAUGAGAUGGUGAGUGAGAAUGAGGAGGAGAAACCCCAGCAGGAAGAUGCUGAGCAAGUGGAACCACAUGGAACGUUAUCAGGAAGAUCCAAAGGGAAUGUUUCCGGGAGUUGUGCACUCCGAGAAAAAGCAAAAGCCUGUGAGACUCAGCAGAUGCCAGAGGAAAACUUCAGUAGCCACUCAGACCUUAUUACACGUGACAAAAUCAACUUGGAAGGGAGACGCUACACAUGCCAUGAGUGUGGGAAAAGCUUCAGUUGGAACUCUGCCCUUAUCACACAUUGGAGAACCCACACUGGAGAGAAGCCCUACACAUCCUCUGAGUGUGGGAAAAGCUUUAGUCAGUGUUCAAACCUUAUCACACAUGAGAGAAUCCACACAGGAGAGAUGCCCUACACAUGCUCUGAGUGCGGGAAAAGCUUUAAUUGGAGCUCACACCUUAUCACACAUGAGAGUAUCCACACAGGAGAGAAGCCCUACAUGUGCUCUGAGUGCGGGAAAAGCUUUAGUCAGCACUCAACCCUUAUCACACAUCAGAGAAUCCACACAGGAGAGAUGCCCUACAUGUGCUCUGAGUGCGGGAAAAGCUUCAUUGAUAGUUCAAGCCUCAUCUCACAUGAGCGAAUCCACACAGGAGAGACACCCUACACAUGCUCUGAGUGUGGGAAAAGCUUUAAUCACAGCUCUACCCUGAGCAAACAUAGGAGAAUCCACACGGGAGAGAAGCCCUACACGUGCUCUGAGUGCGGGAAAAGCUUUAAUCGGAGCUCACACCUUAUCACACAUGAGAGAAUCCACACAGGAGAGAAGCCCUACACGUGCUCUGAGUGUGGGAAAAGCUUUGGUCAUCACUCAACCCUUAUCACACAUCAGAGAAUCCACACAGGAGAGAUGCCCUAUACAUGCUCUGAAUGCGGGAAAAGCUUCAUUGAUAGUUCAAGCCUCAUCUCACAUCAGCGAAUCCACACAGGGGAGACGCCCUACACAUGCUCUGAGUGUGGGAAAAGCUUCAGCGGGCGCUCACACCUUAUCAGACAUCAGAGAAUCCACACAGGAGAGAUGCCCUACACAUGCUCUGAGUGCGGGAAAAGCUUCAAUCGGAGCUCUAACCUUAUCACGCAUCAGAGAAUCCACACAGGAGAGAGACCCUACACAUGCUCUGAGUGUGGGAAAAGUUUAAAUAGGACCUCAAACCUUAUUACGCAUCAGAGAAUCCACACAGGAGAGAGACCCUACACAUGCUCUGAGUGCGGGAAAAGCUUCAAUCGGAGCUCAAACCUUAUCACGCAUCAGAGAAUCCACACAGGAGAGAGACCCUACACAUGCGCUGAGUGUGGGAAAAGCUUCAAUCGGAGCUCAAACCUUAUUACGCAUCAGAGAGUCCACACCGGAGAGUAG